This is a messenger RNA of Tuber melanosporum (Perigord truffle), 1504 nucleotides long. RefSeq lists its product as uncharacterized. Gene Ontology annotation, molecular function: metalloexopeptidase activity. The coding region runs from base 153 to 1379 and encodes 408 amino acids. The transcript has 4 exons. The record is from RefSeq and is a predicted model, not a curated record. NCBI's taxonomy places the organism in Eukaryota, Fungi, Ascomycota, Pezizomycetes, Pezizales, Tuberaceae. Gene Ontology annotation, biological process: proteolysis.
CACCCACCUCUCGGGAAGCCCACCCCCGUAGCUUACUCCACCCUUCCCUUCUUCUCCAUCUCACACUAUUAAUCACUGAGGGCAUCACAAUAACACCCUUAUAAACUUCAGAUAAGACACUUUCUUCACACCUUUACGAAUAAGCUGCAGUCAUGAAAUCACUCAUUUCGUAUUCCCUUCUUUCACUUGUGUCUGUCUCGCGGCUCACAGGUGCUAUCACGAUUCCUUCCCCCGAGCAGGAACGCGUCUUUGUUACUGGCAAGUCCAGGGAGAUUUCCACACAGGAAGCUCUGGAAAAAAGGUUAAUCCAUCUUAGCCCUACCGAGACCAAGUGGGUUACCGAGGAUGAGAAGCUUGAGCUUAAGAGGCAAGGAUUCAACUUCAUGGACAUUACCGACUAUCAACAUCUUGGAUACGAGAAUGCCUUUAGAACCGCGUCACAAAAGAAACCAGCUAUCGAGUACCCUCCCCAGCCUGGGCAGCAAAAGACGGUCAAGCCGCUCUUGGAGAAGCUUGAUAAGAAGACUAUGCAGAGCAACUUGGAGACGUUUACUUCUUUCUACACCCGCUAUGCUAAGUCGGACACUGGUCGUCAGUCGUCGGAGUGGUUGUUGAAGAGGAUCAAUGAGACUGCUCAUCUGCUGCCUUCUAUUGAGCUUAAGCCUUUCCCGCACACUUGGAUUCAGUCCUCCAUCAUCGCUAAGAUUCCCGGAAAGACUGAGAAGACUGUCGUCAUCGGCGCUCACCAGGACUCCAUCAACCUCUUCCUGCCGUCCAUCCUUGCUGCUCCCGGAGCUGAUGAUGAUGGUUCUGGAACUGUUACUAUUCUCGAGGCGUUUUGCGUUUUGGUCACACAUCUUGUUAAGACUGGCGAACAGUUGGAGAACACUGUUGAGUUUCACUGGUACUCUGCUGAGGAGCUCGGGUUGUGGGGAAGCCAGGCCAUUUUCAGCUCUUAUGAAAAGGAGGGACGCGAGGUUGUUGCCAUGUUGCAGCAGGAUAUGACUGGCUUUGUCAGGAAGACUCUCGACGCUGGGAAGCCUGAGAGCGUUGGUGUCAUCACCGAUUACGUCGACCCUGCCUUGACCGAGUUCAUCAAGAAGAUUAUCACUGAGUAUUGCGAUAUCCCGUAUGUCUUGACUCAGUGCGGAUAUGCUUGCUCCGAUCACGCUAGCGCUAGCAAGGCCGGGUACCCCAGUGCCUUCGUUAUUGAGAGUGCUUUCUCUGACUCUGAUAAUCACAUCCACACUACUGAGGACAAGAUCGAACAUCUUUCAUUCGAUCACAUGCUUCAACAUGCUAAGUUGACUUUGGGGUUGGCUUAUGAGUUGGGACAGGCUCAGUUUGGUGACAAGGGCGGAUACUCGGUUGAAUUGUAAUCAGCUUAUCCGCGAUAUUUAUUUCUGUGGCCAUUUGCGGUGGUUAUUGUGUACUUUUAGACCCGAGUUUCGAUAGAUAGGUGUUAUAUCUGUCUAGAUAUAAAGGAAUAUGAUUUGGAAACCCG